GCCGCCGCCGCCGAGGUGACUGAGGAGAGAGGCGCCUCCUCGCUCCCGCCGCCGCCGGACUUCAAUGCCCAGUCCCCAGCUCGCCAGCGUUUUUCGUUGGAAUAUACGUUGCACAUUUAUGGCGAUUCUGAGCGUGAGGGCAGACUUCUGCCAGGCUCAGCACAGCGUUUUUGCUGACAAGUGAGCUUGGGGGUUCUAUGUGCCAUAAUUAACAUUGCCUUGAAGACUCUGGACACCGAGACUGGCCUCAGAAAUAGUUUGCUUUUUUUUUUUUUUUUAAUUGCAAGUGUAUUUCUUUUAAUGACUCCAGUAAAAUUAAGCAUCAAGUAAACAAAAGUGGAACGCGACCUACACUUUUAACUUUUCUCACUAGUGCCUAAAUGUAGUAAAGGCUGCUUAAGUUUUGUAUGUAGUUGGAUUUUUUUUUUGGAGUCUGAAGGUAUCCAUCUGCAGACACUGAGGCCCAAGUUGAAUUUGGAUUCGAGUGGAUUCUAAAUACUGCAUAUUUUGAAGAGAGAAGCUUCAUAAGGAAUAAACAAGUUGAAUAGAGAAAACACUGAUCGAUAAUAGGCAUUUUAGUGGUCUUUUUAAUGUUUUCUGCUGUGAAACAUUUCAAGAUUUAUUGAUUUUUUUUCCUUUAUUUUCCCCAUCACACACACGCACGCACGCUCACUUUUUAAAUUUGCCAUAAUGAACCGUCCAGCCCCUGUGGAGAUCUCCUAUGAGAACAUGCGUUUUCUGAUAACUCACAACCCUACCAAUGCUACUCUCAACAAGUUCACAGAGGAACUUAAGAAGUAUGGAGUGACAACUUUGGUUCGAGUUUGUGAUGCUACAUAUGAUAAAGCUCCAGUUGAAAAAGAAGGAAUCCAUGUUCUAGAUUGGCCAUUUGAUGAUGGAGCUCCACCCCCUAAUCAGAUAGUAGAUGAUUGGCUAAACCUGUUAAAAACCAAAUUUCGUGAAGAGCCAGGUUGCUGUGUUGCAGUGCAUUGUGUUGCAGGAUUGGGAAGGGCACCUGUGCUGGUUGCACUUGCUUUGAUCGAAUGUGGAAUGAAGUACGAAGAUGCAGUUCAGUUUAUAAGACAAAAAAGAAGGGGAGCAUUCAAUUCCAAACAGCUGCUUUAUUUGGAGAAAUACCGACCUAAGAUGCGAUUACGCUUCAGAGAUACCAAUGGGCAUUGCUGUGUUCAGUAGAAAAAAAUGUAAACGAAGGCUGACUUGAUUGUGGCAUUUAGAGGGAACUCUUGGUACCUGGAAAUGUGAAUCUGGAAUCUUAACCUGUGUCAUCAAAGUAGUGAUGGAUUCAGUACUCCUCAACCACUCUCCUAAUGAUUGGAAAAAAGCAAACAAAAAAGAAAUCUCUCUAUAACAUAAAUAAAAUGUUAAGAAAAGAAAAAGAGAAAGAAAAAAGGGAUUAAUUCAGUGAAGGAUGAUUUUGCUCCUAGUUUUGGAAUUUGAAUUUCUGCCAGGAUUGAAUUAUUUCAAAAUCUCCUGUCUUUUUUAACGUUUUCAAAGUAGAUCUCUAAAGAAAACCAGUAGAACAUUAGCCUGUGCAGAACCAUCUGUUUGGGGAGCACAGUCUUUCAUUGUGCUUGGCACAUAGAUCUCCCUGUGGUGGGAUUUUCUUUUCUUCUUUCUUGGGGGGAGAAGGGUAUAUUUUCCCCCUCUUUUCUCCUUUCUCCUACUACCCGCCUCAUGGCCUUCCCCCUCCCCGCCGAUUUCCCCUGAUAAACAAAUUGUAGCUGGAAUAGGAUUGAAGCCCUUAUUGCUGUAGAUUUGUGUGCAGUCUGGCAGCCUUAAUCCCACCUGGACACUUUUAGAAAAAAAAAACCAACCAAAAAAAAAAAAAAAACAGUGGCAUAUAUACAUAUAUCAUAUGGUCCAGGUGAUUUUUAGUCUUUACUGAUGAUGGGGUGUUCAUGUUAAUUUCUUUUCCUCAAAAUCCUAUCUAAUAUUAGGCAAAGUAGCCAAGAGCCUUUUGUUUUGGUUAAUUAGUGGGGAAGUGGCAUUUUAAGAGGAGUCUCUCUUCUCAGAAACUUAGCUGAGAGUCGAAUUCUUCUCUUUCCCAACCAAUGAAGCUAAGUGGGUAUCCCAGAAAUUUGUUUUCUGAAGGGGAGGGCUCCAGGCCAUCACUAAGGAUGUGUCCGGGCAGAGAGUUAGCACACUUUCUACACCUGUAGAAUUGUGGGCUGUAGCAUUACUCUGAUUUUCUGUCUGCUGAUGUCAGAGAAAUGCUAGUAGUUUAAAAUUUUUUGUUUUAGGACUUAUUUGUACUAUGAAUUUUCAGGAAUGGUCGAGGGAGUAACAGCAAAUUCACAAAAUUUUGGACUUGAAAAAUGCCUUUGAUGGGUAUUUUCCAAACUGUCCCUUAUGUACAGUUCAGUUUAACCACUGAUUGCCUUGUUAUUUUCUUACUAGGUUCUUUUUGAGAGUUUUAAAAAAGAAAAAAUCGCUUGGUCAAAACCAACAAUGCCUAGUGAGUAUGUGUCCACAGGCCAUAACAGGGUAGAAGAGAGACAUCGUGCAACCCAGUGAGUAGCAAAGGGACUGUGUUGCUUGUGAAGUGGUAUAGUACCAUUUGUGCAGACUUUUUGCUGGGUUCAGUGUGCUGAUUUAGAAAAGCUGUUUUUCUACUCCUUUGCAGAAGACAGUUGUGACCCAGCUGUAUUGACAGAGCAAGUGGAGGGGCACCAUCAGGGGCUCUUGUACUCUUUUCUCCUAAAUAUUACGUACUAAUAGUGCCCUGCUUCUAAGGCUCUGAAUACAUGCUUAGAGUCAUCUUGUCCAGCUGGAAUUUGCUGUGCAGAGCCCUAAGCUUCUCAUUUUGUUAGCAUCAGCUAGGCCAGUGGGAAUAGACCAGGACCUGUCUCACACUGAUGAUACCUCAGACGUUGGCCGGCCAUGUGAACUGCCUAUUUCCUAUUGCCGGAGUUGUUUUGAUUUUUAACUAAAUGCAAAUCUGUAGAUUCUCUCCUCCCCCAUUCCACAAAACAAAAUAAUGCUUUUUGAACUUGUUCCUGGAAUUUUAAAGUAAAAAAUUAUGGUACUAUCCAAAAUUCUUUAUUUCAGAACAUGACAGUAGACUUAUUUAACAUAGACUCAAGAUCAAAACAGCAUACCCUCUAAGAUCAGAUUGACUGACUGUUGACUCCAAGGGUUUUGAUCAAUACAGUAACAAACCUUUUCCCUUUGGCGUGCUCUGAAUUUUGUUGUAUGGGGGGAGGGUGUGUGAGUGUUUGUCUGUGUGUGCGUCUGUGUGUAUGUGCACAAGCAGUGUCCGUCAGUAUCAGUGCCUGCCUGAGUUAGGAAAAUUACAUUCCUUGUUCUGUAUGAGGAGAAGGGUGUAUAAAGCAACAUGGAACAUUAGCCCUCAUUUUGUUUUAAAUUACAGACUAAUGUUAAUUGUUCUCAGAACUGGAUUUUUUUCCUCAAAAGUAAAACAGUUUUUUUUGGAUUUAAUGAAGUAUUGCUAGCUGAAGCCAGUUUGACAUGGUGAGAGAGAUGUCAGACUGAUGAGAGGUAUGCAGCCUGAUUUAAAACCAAACCCUGAACCCUUUUAAAGAACAAUAAAACAUAUUUUACACGCUC
Molecule: messenger RNA, 3588 nt
Organism: Galeopterus variegatus (Sunda flying lemur)
Lineage: Eukaryota; Metazoa; Chordata; Mammalia; Dermoptera; Cynocephalidae
Gene: PTP4A2
Product: protein tyrosine phosphatase type IVA, member 2
Exons: 7
Coding region: 691-1194 (167 amino acids)
Biological process (GO): positive regulation of cell migration; protein dephosphorylation
Cellular component (GO): nucleus
Molecular function (GO): protein tyrosine phosphatase activity
Source: RefSeq, a predicted model, not a curated record